Molecule: messenger RNA, 541 nt
Organism: Gracilinanus agilis (Agile Gracile Mouse Opossum)
Lineage: Eukaryota; Metazoa; Chordata; Mammalia; Didelphimorphia; Didelphidae
Product: cytochrome b-c1 complex subunit 7
Exons: 4
Coding region: 50-385 (111 amino acids)
Biological process (GO): mitochondrial electron transport, ubiquinol to cytochrome c
Source: RefSeq, a predicted model, not a curated record
UCCUCUAGGACUUACCCAUCAGGCAAAGCGGACUUCUCUCCAGAUCAAGAUGGCGACGCGGGCAUCUUCUGUAGCAUCGAGCCAGUGGCUCAAGAGUCUCCGAAAAUGGUAUUACAAUGCUGCAGGAUUCAAUAGACUUGGAUUAAUGCGUGAUGACACACUUUAUGAAGAUGAAGAUGUUAAAGAGGCCAUAAGGAGGCUUCCAGAGAAUCUGUAUAAUGAUCGAAUGUUUCGUAUCAAGAGAGCUCUGGACCUGUCCAUGAGGCAGCAGAUCUUGCCUAAAAACCAGUGGACUAAAUAUGAAGAGGACAAAUUAUACCUUCAACCAUAUCUGAAGGAGGUUAUACGUGAAAGAAAAGAGAGAGAAGAAUGGAACAAGAAGUAAUCAUGUCAAAGAAUCUUAUCAAUACGUUAGUCUUCAAAAUAUUUUCUAAUAAGUAUGAUUGUGCAAAAUAUGAAAUUUAGCUAACCAUUUGUAACUUGUGUGUUGCAAAUUUAUUUAAUUUCAAUAAAUGCCAUCAUAGGAACUUGUGAAUAGAAA